UCGGUACAUGGCGAUGAGACACGAGCUGCUAAUUUAGUUGUUGAGUCGUAGCUCAAUGGUUCAAUCUGUGUGACCUGAACUUUUGAACCGGUUCAGAGCUGUCACAUUCACACAGCACGGCAGUGUUGUCGCAUUAUAUAUCUGUAUGGCAGAACCGUUGACCAACAUUCUACAUUGACAUUUGGCAUUUGAAUGAAACUUCAAAACAUCUAACUGGAUACUGGACAUGACAUUUCUACUAAUUCUUAUCCUAGACAUGACGUGACCCGUAAAUAUCUUAGCUCAAUUUUUUGUUGAAAAUGUUAUUUAGUUUUUUUAUAUAAUAAGUUAAAAAAUUAAACAUGUUCACGUACAUUCUAGAAAUUAAAAAAGAGCUAUUAGUGUGCGUAUCCUUGUCGGUGUUAUACUUUACCUAUUAUCUAGUAGAGGUAGUCAAGAAACCUAUAUUAAUUUGCCGAAAAGGCGAAUUCCGGGAACUUCUGGAACAGAAUGUGCCGAUCCUGAAAGAAUAUUAUUGGCCCACGCCGUGGUGCGUGGAAUCGAGGCUGCAGACAGUAAUAGGCUCUCUACUACGUUCGCUGUUGUUGCCGCCGCUGCAAUUUCGACGAGAGGUGUUGAAGCUCUCGGAUGGCGGGCAGGUGGCCCUGGACUGGCUGGAGGAGGGUGAGGCGGGUGAGGCGGGAAGGGAGUGUCGUGCCGUGCUGCUGGUGCUGCCGGGGCUGACGGGUGGCGCGCAGGCGGACUAUGUGAGGUGCCUGGCGGCCGCCGCACGCCGCCUCCGCGCAGCACUCGUCGUGUUCAACAACCGGGGCCUGGGCGGUCUGCCGCUCACCACGCCGCGCCUCUACUCCGCCGUCAGCCACGAGGACGUGGGCGAGGCGGUGAGCGCGGUGCGGGCGCGCGGCGUGCCGGUGCUGGCUGCGGGCGUGUCGCUGGGCGGGCUGCAGCUGGGCCGGUACCUGGCGGAGCAGGGGGCCAGCGCUCCGCUGCACGCCGCGCUCAUCGUCUCCUCGCCGCUCGACGUCGUCAAAGGGUCGCAGUGCAUGGAGCGCGGCGGACUGAACGCGGCGCUGUCGUGGCACAUGGCACGUCAGCUGCGCGGCACGGUGCGCGCGCGACUGCCGGCGCAGGAGGAGCGCGUGCGCGGCUGCCGCUCGGUGCGCGCCUUCGACGCGGCCUUCACGGCGCCGCACUUCGGGUUCGCCUCGCCCGAGGAGUACUACCGCGCCGCCUCGCUCGCCCCGCGCCUGGCGCGCGUCGCCCGCCCGCUGCUCUGUCUCUGCGCCGCCGACGACCCCUUCCAGCCGCUGGACGCGCUGCCGGUGCGCGAGGCGGCGAGCAGCUCGUGCGUGGCGCUGUGUGUGACGGCGCGCGGCGGACACAUCGGCUUCCUGGAGGGCUGGUGGCCGGCGCGCGCUGCGCACACGCAGUACGUGGCCCGCGUCGCCGAGCAGUACUUCGCGGCGCUGCUGCCGCCCUCCGCCGCCGCCUCCGCCGCCGAGCGGGCGACCUCCGCCGCCGCCUCCGCCGCCGCCGAGCGGGCGACCUCCGUCACCGGCGACGAGGCGGCGACUGACGCGCCGCUAUUGUCCCAGUAA
Molecule: messenger RNA, 1598 nt
Organism: Papilio machaon (common yellow swallowtail)
Lineage: Eukaryota; Metazoa; Arthropoda; Insecta; Lepidoptera; Papilionidae
Gene: Hydr1
Product: phospholipase ABHD3
Exons: 5
Coding region: 342-1598 (418 amino acids)
Biological process (GO): medium-chain fatty acid catabolic process; medium-chain fatty acid biosynthetic process
Molecular function (GO): monoacylglycerol lipase activity; acetylesterase activity
Source: RefSeq, a predicted model, not a curated record